This is a messenger RNA of Anopheles coustani, 4886 nucleotides long. It is a transcript of the gene Ack-like, whose product is annotated as activated Cdc42 kinase-like. Bases 339 to 4886 code for a protein of 1515 amino acids. Gene Ontology annotation, molecular function: protein binding; protein tyrosine kinase activity; ATP binding. Lineage: Eukaryota; Metazoa; Arthropoda; Insecta; Diptera; Culicidae. The transcript has 11 exons. The record is from RefSeq and is a predicted model, not a curated record. Gene Ontology annotation, biological process: protein phosphorylation.
UGAUUGCAAGAAUGCCGUUCCGGACGAUGCCCGCAUCCGUCGUGUAAGGAAGUAUUUUUGAACGCAUAAUUUGGUCAAAAAGUGAUUUCCCGGCUGGAAUUAUGUUAACCCAGUAGUGAAUAACCGAAUGGAGUGGAGUGCAGUGAAAGAAACUGGACACAGACGAACGGCGAAAGCAUCGAAUGUUUUGUGAGGAAAGGGAGCUACGAGUUGGGCGAAAGUAUGGCCAGCAUUUUUGUCUUCAAUGAACAACUCUAAGUAUCGGAUAACAUAAGCUACCGCCGCGGACGUAGUAGGAAAUACUUAUUUCUACUAAAGUGGAGUGUAGCAGCAAAGCAAUGGAACCAAAAGUGCCAGAUUUGUACGAGUUCUUGGCAGAAGCCGAAUUACAGCAGUACUACAACUCUCUGAAGAAUGAACUGAAAAUAACGAAUGUUACCCAUCUGAAGUACGCCACUGAUGAAGAUUUGCGCCAGGUGAGCGGACUUUCGCGGCCGGAAAUCAGACGCUUACGAAAGUACUACGAGAAAUACUAUCCGCACGGUUAUCUGAACAAAAUUCGCCGCCUGCUGCAACCGCCGAGGAAGGACGAGAACAAUGCCAGCAAUCCGACGUCUAGCAUCGAGCCGAUCAAAACGUGCCCGUCGCCAGGCAAGAUACCGAACAACAAGCAUAUCAUACCGCCCGAUGCCAUUUGCGUGAACAAACAGCUCGGCACCGGGGAGUUUGGCAUCGUGCAGCAGGGCGUCUGGACAAACGGCUCGGAGCGGAUACAGGUGGCCAUCAAAUGCUUGUGCCGGGAGCGUAUGCAGUCGAAUCCGAUGGAGUUCCUCAAAGAGGCUGCCAUGAUGCACUCGAUCGAGCACGAAAACAUUGUCCGCCUGUAUGGCGUCGUGCUCGAUACGGAAUCGUUGAUGCUGGUCACAGAGCUGGCACACUUGCGAUCGCUGCUCGAAUGUCUCAAGGAUCCGGGGCUGCGGGUAAGCUUCCUAACCGUGCCGACGCUGUGCGAGUUUACCUCUCAGAUUUGCAACGGUAUGAUGUAUCUGGAGACCAAGCGAUUCAUUCACCGGGAUCUGGCCGCCCGCAAUAUACUGGUGUUCAGCAAGAACAAAGUGAAAAUUUCCGACUUUGGUCUAUCGCGAGCACUCGGCGUCGGGAAGGACUACUACCAGACAAACUUUAACGUCAACCUCAAGCUGCCGAUCGCCUGGUGUGCCCCGGAAUGUAUCAACUUCCUUCGCUUCACGCAUGCCUCGGACGUUUGGGCGUACGGCGUUUGCCUGUGGGAAAUAUUUUCCUACGGGUUUCAACCGUGGGCCGCCCUCACCGGGCACCAGAUUCUAGAAGCCAUCGAUGAACCGCACUACCAGCGCCUGGAGAAACCGGAAUGCUGCCCAAAGGAGUACUACGGCUUGAUGCUGAAAUGUUGGCAGCACGAUGCCGCCAAGCGACCCAAGUUUAACGAGAUAUUCCUGAUGCUACCGGACAUGAAGCCGGAGCAGCUGAAGACAAUCGUUUCGUUCAAUGAGCCCAAGAAGGACUACUUGGUGUAUCGCCAGGGAGAAAUCAUCACCGUGCUGGAUAAGAACAAUAACUCACCCUACUGGAAGGGCGUACUCAACUCGGGCAAAACUGGACUGUUCAAUCCGGCCAAUACGGUCGCCUACCUGGACAGCCUGCCAUCGUCGGUGAACCGGGACAGCUUUUGCCGGACGGCGGAAAGAUCCAGCAAGCGCAAAAUACGUACUGACAUGAUAUCCCGCCCUCAGAAUGAUCUCAAACAUACCGGCCACGUCGGUAUUGAUGGUGUGUCGUUCGGGGACGUCGCCUUUCUUUCAAGUCCUCAAAACCUUCCACGUCAAAUCGUUACACCGUACAAGCCUUCGGAAGAUUUGGAACAAACGCCGCUACUGCUUCCCCCUACACCGACCAGCCCGGACUCGAUCCAAACGGCAAGUGGAUACUUCUCCGAAACACUCCAGCUGGCCGCACACCAAUCGUUCAUCAAUGCAGGAGAAAGCCAUCAUCAUGGCAGUAUCAUAGAUCAUGCAACCAACAACACCACCGUCGAUGGGAUGGCGUCGUCGGUGAAUGCGUUUGACUUUCGCAACAGCGGUUUCAAGGACUCGAAUCCGUUCAUCAAUGCGGAAGACACGGGAGAUGCUGCUGCGUACAAUAAUGAUAUUGUAACAAAGGCCGACGGUGGACAGAAUCAACAUGAAUAUCACGAAAUUUCCGAUGACGAUAUGGUCACCGAGAAGGUGUUCGAUCAGGGUCCAUCUCUGAUGGACGAAAUGGAGCAUGUGUUCAAGUCGAUGAGCACGAUUUCGGAACAGGCUGUCCCGCUGUCCCCGGAUGCCGAAAACACCAACAUGCGCAACGAGCUUACCGAACUGACGACGAAGCUAAGUCGAAAGAACAGUUCCUCCACCAGCUCCGGAACACUCGGCAAUAAAAGUGGAAGCAAAUCGAAAUUGAAGAAGACGAGCACCGUGAAACCCAUCUCCGGCAAAGAUGAAAAGCUGCUCAAUCAAGUGAUUGAAAUGGCGAACGAAAUCAGUGCCAAAUCCAUGACCGACCUGGUAUCGGAUGCAAACCAACAAACGUCAAGCCCGAAGCGAAAGUUUAGCUUCCGCUUCCCGCACAUCCACAACGUCGUCGGUGGUGGCGAAGGACUGCGCGGAGCCUCGAACGGGAGCAUGGGUGGAAAUCAAUCGCACUCGUCCGGCGUGAACCUGAGUGCCGGGGGGUCGUCUCAUGUCGGGCGCGGAUCGAGCCAGGACCACAAAGACCACACGGCGUUGUCGUCGUCCUGCCACCCGCAUCACCCGCACAGCUCCAACACGCUGGUCAAUUCGUACCGCGAGAAGCGCAACUUUUCCCAGGAAGUAAACAACGUGCCGGAUUUACAGCGCUAUCGUUCGUUGACGGGAAUUGAAAGCUACCAGAACAGCGACAUUCGCAUACCGCUGUUUGACAAGGAAACGUCGGACUUUUGCUUCAAAAAGUCGCGCGAGCUACUGAGCAAACCGGCCCCAUUCCGGCUGGCCGAUAUAUCCACCACGACGACUGCUGCGACGGCGAGUCUGGUGAGCGGCAGCAAAACGCUCGACAAAAAGACGCGCGAUCUGAUCGGCGAGAACCUGCUCGACAUCGAGAAAACGCUGAACGCGCUGAACCUGGACUUUCUGCAGACAUACCACGAGCUUGAGAAGGCCGACUCGGCGGAGACGCUCUUUGCCGAGUGCUACUCGUCGAUGAUGUGCUCGUCGGCGUCGCCCUACCAGAAGAGUCCCCCGUCCGGCUCGUUGAUGCGCAACUCGUCGAUCGAUUCGUCCAACUCGCGCAUCAACAGUGCGCUGAGCGAGAAAGGCUCUUCGGGUUCGUCGUCGCUGACGGGCAAAAGUCCGCCCUCGAAGGCGCUGGGACGCUUCAGCUCGACCGAGCUGAACGGCGGGACGUCGCCGAAGCCAUCGCAGUACGGCAUACGGGACUUUAAGUUUCGGUCGUUCGAUGCGCGCACGAAGGAACGCUCCGAUUACUACAACUUCAAGAACGAAUACCUCUCGGAGCUGACGCGCAAGCAGCAGAGCCAGGUGCUCGGCUCGGCCUCGGUGUUGCAGCAGAAGGCGGCCGCAGCGACCGGUGGCAGCAGCAGCCAGCAGCAACAGCAGCACACAAUCAAUCAGCUCUACCAGAUCUACAACACGCCCAUGCAGGGCCGAAAGUUUGAAGAUCUGAUGCCGACGACGCCGACCACUGCGCUGCCAACCGCGUCGUCCUCCUCCGCUUCUUCCGUACGCCAGCGGUCCCUUUCCUUUACGGAAAAUUACGACCUGAGGCCAACCGGAGCCGCCGCCUCUGCGGGGCCGAUUGCAGGGAAUGGGCGAACCGAGUCCCAGCAGCAGCUACCCAUCACGGCCCGUCACGUGAUCACCUACAAGCCAAAGAGCAUUCGAGCGAGAAACUUGCGCCGGUUAAGCUACAAUCCGAUCAACAUGAUCGACAGCUCGUCGUCGAGCAGCGAGAGCGAGCUGGAGCGCAAUCUGGCCCAUUCGGAGUGCGACAUACGCUCACGGUUGCACCACACAAACGCCGCGAAUGUCGGUACGUCCCGGCAUCGGCGGCGCCAUCAGUAUAUCAACCGGAAGUCAAACAGCAACAGCGCCAGCAGCCAGGAUAAGCUUUACGGCUCGAACGCGAGUAUCAAGAGUGCUCCGCAGUAUAACUAUCAUAGCGAUCGGCAACACAACAACAACAACAACAACAAUAACGACGAUGAUGACGAUGACGAGGACGAAAGUAUCUACGACUUUGGCAUCGUACCACCAGCCGCCAGUUCCCUAGUUGGGGAAGCGCCAUCCGAACGCACGACCCCCUACCCAAACAAGAACCUCGAGCGGGACUAUCUUUACUCCGAAUUCGACGUUUCAAAGCUGACGGGCAAGAGUCCAACAACGCAGAGCUAUUUCCCGACGGCCGUUGCCGCUGGCAACACACAGCAGCCACAGCCAACGGUGGCGGCCUCGGGCAAAUCCACCCCGGGGACACCACUGGCAGGAAUAGCUGGCACGGGGGUUGCAGCAGCAGCAGCAGUAGCAGCAGCGGGACAUCUCCUGCAAACCCAACCACAGCCAGGGUUCCAGUGGCCGGAAAAGAUACACGGCGCCGUGGUCAAGCAUAACGAUAUGCUGUGGAGACAGCAGACCGCCGUCCAGCAACAGCAACAACCGACCCUUCCGGGCUCCCUUUAUGGUGCCGGAAAGAACAAAGAAAGACGCUACUCGAGUGAUACGUCCUCUACGGAGACGGACUCGAUCGACUUCCGUCGCCCGGUGGCCGUUGAUUGCGUGCUCCCGCUGCCACCAAGUCCGGCUCCGUGA